Messenger RNA from Ceratotherium simum simum (southern white rhinoceros), 2273 nucleotides. It is a transcript of the gene CDK2, whose product is annotated as cyclin dependent kinase 2. Gene Ontology annotation, molecular function: ATP binding; cyclin binding; cyclin-dependent protein serine/threonine kinase activity. The record is from RefSeq and is a predicted model, not a curated record. Gene Ontology annotation, cellular component: cyclin-dependent protein kinase holoenzyme complex; nucleus; cytoplasm. Lineage: Eukaryota; Metazoa; Chordata; Mammalia; Perissodactyla; Rhinocerotidae. Gene Ontology annotation, biological process: regulation of gene expression; regulation of G2/M transition of mitotic cell cycle; signal transduction.
GGAAGGAGGGGCGGGGCGUCUGGUGGCGGUAGAGAACUGGGGGGGAGGCGGCAACAUUGUUUUAAGUUGGACAAAUUGACAAGAGCGAGAGAUACACUGCGUUCCAUCCCGACCUGGGGUCGCGGUGCUGGGCCCUGUUUCCCCCUCUUUGGCCCCCCGAGAGCCGGGGCCCGCUUUCUGCAGGGUUCCCAGGCCCCCGCUCCAGGGCCGGGCUGACCCGGCUCGCUAGCGCUUCAUGGAGAACUUCCAAAAAGUGGAAAAGAUCGGAGAGGGCACGUACGGAGUUGUGUACAAAGCCAAAAACAAGUUGACGGGAGAAGUGGUGGCGCUUAAAAAAAUCCGCCUGGACACUGAGACGGAGGGUGUACCCAGUACUGCCAUCCGGGAGAUCUCUCUGCUUAAGGAGCUUAACCACCCUAAUAUUGUCAAGCUGCUGGAUGUCAUCCACACAGAAAACAAACUCUACCUGGUUUUUGAGUUUCUGCACCAGGAUCUCAAGAAAUUCAUGGAUGCCUCUGCUCUCACGGGCAUUCCUCUUCCCCUCAUCAAGAGCUAUCUGUUCCAGCUGCUCCAGGGCCUAGCUUUCUGCCAUUCUCACCGGGUCCUGCACCGAGACCUCAAACCUCAGAAUCUGCUUAUCAAUGCAGAGGGGGCCAUCAAGCUAGCAGACUUCGGACUAGCCAGAGCCUUUGGAGUUCCUGUUCGUACUUAUACUCAUGAGGUGGUGACCCUGUGGUACCGAGCACCUGAAAUCCUUUUGGGCUGCAAAUACUACUCCACAGCUGUGGACAUCUGGAGCCUGGGCUGCAUCUUUGCUGAGAUGGUGACCCGCCGGGCCCUAUUCCCUGGAGAUUCUGAGAUCGACCAACUCUUCCGGAUCUUUCGAACUCUGGGGACCCCAGAUGAGGUGGUUUGGCCAGGAGUUACUUCCAUGCCUGAUUAUAAGCCAAGUUUCCCCAAGUGGGCCCGGCAAGAUUUUAGCAAAGUUGUGCCUCCCCUGGAUGAAGAUGGACGGAGCUUGUUAUCGCAAAUGCUGCACUACGACCCCAACAAGCGGAUUUCGGCAAAGGCAGCUCUGACUCACCCUUUCUUCCAGGAUGUGACCAAGCCAGUACCCCACCUUCGACUCUGAUGGCCUUCGCUAAGCCACCACUCCUGGUCUCACCUUCUCCAGUGGGGGCCUGAUGUGGCUUGGCCCUGGGCCAUUUGCCCUUCGAUCUUGUCUGGCUGCCUUAACACUCACCUUCCCCUCUUAGCCAGCCAACUCUGGGGAUACACAAGGGUGGAGGGGCAAAAUGGGUGAAAAAUGAAAGGAAGCUUCAGUAUUGGAUGCACUUAAGUCAGCCGCCACCACUCUCUCCCCUCCUCUUCCUCAUUGCUGAGGAAGGCUGGUAUUAAAAAAAAAAAAAAAAAGACUGACUGUUUCCCCUCCCCCAACAUAGGGUUUGCCAUCCCAAUCUCUGAAAGCCCCGCAGUUAUUAUUUUCCCGUGUUUCGGAUGGCAGAGACCCCAAGCCUCCUUCAGCCACUGUGUUCCUAAGGCCAACUGAUAGCAACCGGGCUAAGUUGGAACUUUUGUAAACCAAGCAAAACAAAAACAUAGGGAGGGGCCUGUUUUAAGGAAUUAGGUUAAAAAAUAGAUCCAACCAGUUUAUACCCUAAUUUUAGUGUUUCAUCUCACCUAACAGUCUGGGAGACUCAAGACUCCCAGUCUCCACAAUCCUGGUGGGUCUGCAAUAGAAAUGACUGCCCUCAGGCCUGUUGUCUGUCCCUCCUAUAGGCAAGGGUGUCUGGGAGGCUCUGGGACAGGGAUUGUGUUUCACCGCGGCCUUAUGAGGCAAGUGAAAGAUGUUUGAAUUUUUCUCUUCCUUUUUAGAGUCUUAGUUCUUCAGGCGCCAGGGAUCCCCGCUCCCAUCUUCCUUUGAAGGCCAUCCCAUAGGAGUGGAAGUUAGGGUUUAGACAUCAUUUUGAGAAUGCUGACACUUUUUUAGGGCUCUGACUGAGCAGGGGCAUUGGGAAAAAAUAUUUCUUUAAGAGAAGGAUGAACAAUUAUAUUUAUAUUUCAGGUUAUAGUAGUUUUUUAAGUGGGAGUGGGUGGAUUUGUUGCCAUGUGUACCUUGGGGUUUUGUAAUGCGAAUGUUACAAAAAAAAAAGAGUAUUUUUUUUCUUUCUGUGAUUUUGUCUGUCUUCUCCCACCUCUUGUCCUUGAGUGUUCUUGCUAUUAACAUUAUUUGUAAUUUAGUUUGUAAUUCAUUAAAAAAAAGUUUUAUAGUU